AUGGAUGCCGAUGAAAAUUCCUACAAUACACAGGAAAAAGAUAAAUUGCCAAACAAACAGAAAGAAAGUUUAGAAAAAGAAAAUGAUGAAGUUGGCAAACUAAACAACGAACGAAUUGAAAAACGAGAGUUCGAUGAUGAAAGUACAAUUAAUGGCCAUGAAAAAAUAAAUUUUAAAAAUGAAAAUUAUAAUGAUGAUAUUAAAAUGAAUGAAAAGGCUAACAGAAAUACCAUUGAAACUAUUUCUGAUUUAGAUAAUAUAAAUUCGAAAGAUGAUAAAAAUAAAAAAAAUGAUUUUUGUGAAAAUACAAAUUUAGUUGAGGAAAAAAAGGGUGCAAUCAUAGGAGAGGCACAUGAAAAUAAUAUAACAAAAAAGGAUAAUGAAAUUGUGAGUGAUAAAGAUGAUGACUCAAAUGAUGCUCCCAAUAAUACAAGAAACUGCUAUAGUGACGACUACAUAAAUAAUGAUGAAAAAAAUUCGAGUGAAUCUGAUGAAACUUCUGAAGAUGAAUAUUAUUCAGGAGAAGAAAGUCUUAAUGAUGAUUCAUCAGAAGAAUAUUCUGAUUCAGAUAAUGAAAAAAGCUCAUAUAUUCCAAGUGAUGAAGAGGAAUUUGAAGAGGAUGAAGAAGAAGGUGACAAUACAACAGACAAUGAAUUGAGUAAUAAAGAUGUAGAAGAAAUAAAAGAAAUGGGAAAUGAACAUUUUAAAAAAUGUGAUUAUAAAAAUGCAAUAUAUUAUUACAGUAAAGCUUUAAAAAAAUGUAAAGAUAAAACUAUUAAAAGUAUAUUGUACUCAAAUAGAGCAGCCUGUAAUGUUUUAUUAAAAAAUUGGAAUUUGGUUAUAGAUGAUUGUACUAAAUCUAUAAAUUGUGAUGAAAAUUAUGUCAAAUCAUAUAUACGACGAAGCAACGCGUAUGAACAUUUAGAAAAAUAUAAUGAUGCUUCUAACGAUUUAAAUAAAGCUAUAUCUAUUGAUUCAUCAUUAUUAAAUACCUAUGAAGCUAAACAAAAAAGAUUAAAAAUUUUAGCAGAACAACAAUUGAGUAAAGAGAAAGAAGAAAUGGUUGGAAAGCUAAAAGAUUUUGGAAAUAUGCUAUUAGGAAAAGUAGGAUUGUCUUUAGACAAUUUUGAGGUACAAAAAAAUCCAAACAAUGAUGGAUCUUUCAACAUACAAUUUAAACAAAACAAGUGA
Plasmodium vinckei vinckei is the source of this 1191-nucleotide messenger RNA. RefSeq names its product tetratricopeptide repeat protein, putative. Lineage: Eukaryota; Apicomplexa; Aconoidasida; Haemosporida; Plasmodiidae. The record is from RefSeq and is a predicted model, not a curated record. The coding region runs from base 1 to 1191 and encodes 396 amino acids. The transcript has a single exon. Gene Ontology annotation, molecular function: protein binding.